Molecule: messenger RNA, 5387 nt
Organism: Larimichthys crocea (large yellow croaker)
Lineage: Eukaryota; Metazoa; Chordata; Actinopteri; Sciaenidae
Gene: znf512
Product: zinc finger protein 512
Exons: 17
Coding region: 366-3023 (885 amino acids)
Molecular function (GO): zinc ion binding
Source: RefSeq, a predicted model, not a curated record
ACGUCACUGAAGUUAAAGCACACACUCUCGUCUAAUAUUGCUUUAUUCACCUUUAUAUACCGGGUGGUUGCUGGGGUUACCGCUUGCCACCUCUGGAACCUGAUUGGACACUCCAGGUGUCACUCAAUUUGAUUGACAGUUAACUGCCCGUCUUGUCAAAAGUGGCGCGAUUUUCGAAACGCAACCUAAGAAGGCAGAAUAAACGUCGAGAAGGAGCCACUCUGAGAGAAUACAUCGGUCUGAAGGACAGAUAACAAUGAAGAGGAAAGGAGAGAUAGAUCAGAUCAGCUUAGGAUCAGACACAAGGAGCCAGUCUACCACCACCAGCGGUGAUUUCGUGGCGGGGGGCUGUUGGCCCUCGUAGAAUGGACCCUGCACACGCCGGAGGGGACAUGUCACCUUUGUACGUGCCAAGAAAGAGAAAGUCUGCACAGUCACAGCCUAAAAGUGGAGUGCCGUGUCCAGUUGUUCAGCGAAUGCCGGAAAGAACCUGUGAUCUAAAUUCUGUCGGAUAUCCCAAGAAUGACGAGUCUCAAGCCCAGGAUGCUCUAAAGAUGAAGAGGACUUAUGGUAGAAAGAGGUAUGAGGACCUCCAGAGCGUUUCCAUAGGAACAGUAGAUUACCCAACCACCAGCUGCUCUGUGAUGUCAUCGGGUGGCCUGGCCAACGGGGCAGACCCAGGGUCCAUGGCGCCACCUACUGCACGGCUGCCUCCGAGACUGGUGGCGAAGGAUGUGUGGCCUCAAAGCCCAGAGGCCAGCAGGGAGCAGGCCCAGCCUCAGGACCAGAGCUGGACCUCCGGCAGGGACAGAGGCCCCGACACCUGGGCCCCAGGUAGAGACCGACCGCAGGAGCAGGUCUGGAGCUCUGGUAGAGACAGAGCGGGACACUCCAGUCAGGACCAGACGUGGAUUCCAGGCAGGGACAGGACGCACGCCGGGCCGGACCAGGCCUGGAUGACAGGCCGGGACCGAGGGCCUGAACAGGGCUGGGCAGCUGGUAGAGACAGAGGCCAGGAUCAGGCCUGGAACGCAGGCAGGGAUCCAGGCAGAGAUCGGGCCUCAGCAGGGCCGGAGCAGGCGUGGGGAACUGGCCGAAGCCAAGACCAAACCUGGAGCAACACGAGCCGGGACAGAGGGCAUGUCUGGAGACCCGACUUGAACAUGAAGAAAGUCCAGAGAGUUGAGAUGGAGCGCAGCCCGCCUGUUAAUAACUUACCACAGCCGCCAGAGGGCAGAGACUCUUGUUCAGAUGCAGCCAGUAUUGGUGAGGUCUCGACGGUCCAAUCCAACGAGGAGCAGAAACCCCUCGUCGCCUCCUCCAAGAAGGAGCCUCCUACCUACCCUCCAGGGAGUCAAGAGGAGCGUUGGCAGCUCCAGAUUGUGGCCAAAGGCAGAGUCACGUGUCCAAAAUGUAAAAGUGUGAGCAGGAAGACAGUGGAGGGGCUGAAGAAACACAUGGAGAACUGCAGACUGCAACCUUUCACCUGUCAACACUGUGGCAAGCAGCUGAAGUCUUCAACGGGGAUGAAGUAUCACAUCAUGGCUGACCACAGCCACCUGCCCUCAGCUGAAGACGCCAAGGACCUGGAUGACCGGGUCAUCAAAGACAAACUGCGUAAAAUCCUGAAGAGACUGGGCAAAUUAAAAUGCUCUAAAGAGGGCUGUACCGCUGCCUUCACCAGCAUCAUGGGCUACGUGUACCACAUGAAGAAGUGUGGGAAGGAGGAGUCCGAGCUGGAGAAGAUGCUGCUGAAUUGCUCUCACUGUGGGAAAACCUACAAGUCCAAGGCCGGUCUGGAGUACCACCUGAAAUCAGAGCACGCUCCUACGCCCCAGAAAAGCGAGGAAGACGAGGCGUUGAAGGCCCAGAGGGAAGCCAACCCGGAGAGGACGCCCAGCGGCCGGGUGCAGCGAGCGUCGGCCCAGGUGGCGAACUUCCACCUGGCUGAGAUCGCCAACAACGAGCUGCCGAAAGACUGGCCCAAGAGGAAGUUUCAGUCAGACCUGGUGCCAGACGACAAAAAGUUGAAAUACGCCCGACCAGGCCUGCCUGCCUUCAGCCAGGAGGUGCUGAGGAAGUGGAAGAAUGAGGUGAAGCUGCAGAGGAAAGUCCAGUGUCCCAACCAGGGUUGCGGCUGCACCUACACCAGCGUGUCCGGACUGAAGGCUCAUCUGGGACUCUGCACGAGGGGCGACUUCGAGGCUGGAAAAUACCGAUGUCUGAUCUGCAAUAAAGAGUUCAACUCUGAAAGUGGAGUGAAAUACCACAUCAACUCUGUCCAUUCACAGGACUGGUUCGUGACAAACAAAAAGGCCUCAAAGAAGUUUGAGAAGUUCCUCAAAAACCAACCCAAGGAGUUUGUCCGUAACAUGGACAAGCAGAUCGUGGAUCAGUACCACCAUAAUCACCUCCAGCAUCAUCAGCAGCAUCACCACCAACACCACCACCACCACCACCACCACCAUCAGCAGCAGCAGCAGCAUCAUCAUCAGUUCCAGCACCAAACCCUGCAGCACCCUCUGCAACCACUGCAUCACCUCCAGCACCAAACCCAGUUCCUCCAUUCAGAGCACCAGAACCUCCCCCCACAGGUGGACACACAGCUCCAGCAGCCGAUGCUCCACUACACCCCUUUAGAACCUCCGCCCGGGCCGACGUGGGUGGAUAUGGACCGGAGAGGAGCUAUGCUGAGUCCAGAGCAGGCUCCGAUCGAGAUGGAUUUGGCCGACGUAGAAAAACCCGCAGAGGACAACAGCGGGAUGGUGGAGGAGAAAAGGAGAGAGAGGGGGGAGAGAGGAGGAGAGAGGGGGAAGGCUGAUGGGAAACGGAAGGAUUGCUUUGCUUUCGGUGGAGGUGGAGGUGGAGGUGGAGGUGGUAGCGGCAGCAAUACCGGCAGCUCAUCCAGUGAAUCGGAGGUGGAGCAGCAGGACAGGCAGAGACAGAUCGACCAGUGGAACCUGAAAAGGCCGAGCAUCAUGGAGCCCCACCCGGACGCUGGGAAGCGACAGAGGAACACUUAAAAAGACCCGAAAAAACGUCGUGCAUCACCUGUCGAGGUGAUUUUAACAGAGGUAGAGAAAGAUAACGCAGAGUGUCCGUCCGUACUUUAUUAGCCGCGACCAAGAAGAACAGAGACAGGUGAGCAGGCAGCUGAUCGCAGAGCUACACCUUGUGAUUUUCAACGAAGAGAAAGGCGACGAUGCGUACGUCGAAAGAAGUUCACUGUGUCGGCGCGGACACGAGACGACACACGCUUCAGAUUUAGAGUGUCUGUCUUGAAAUGGUUGUCGUUGUAUAGCCUUGAGAAAUGUAGUGUACCGUUUAUCUGUGUUUCUCUGUGACAUCCUUCCCACCAACUUUGAAUGUGUCUUAUUCCUUUCAAACGUUUGACAAAUUCAUGUUUUAACUUUAAGAGAGGAUGCCGCAGCGUGAUAUUCUGUUAGACUCGUGCGGUCUCUCUCUGAAAAGAUUUUGUGCCUCUAAAGUAUGAUCUGUAUAACUUCAUACGACUUCCCAUCACUUCCACUCACCGCUGAUUGGGCUAAAAUAAUGUCGGAUGUUUGACUUUUUCUGGUGACGUUCAAGAGGAAAGUUCUCCCUUCCUGCACUGUGCGGUUUGGACGACGUUUCAUGAAUGCGGCUUGGUUUAUGGUUAGCGUCGAGCUGCGAUGCCUCGAGCCAUGUCUGCUGGCAGCUUGUGGUAACAUGAGAGGAUCCGUGUGGUGGAACAGGCGAAUCACAUUUGAGCAGUUAAAGUGAAGUUUUCAGGAACUCACGCUUAAAUUUCUGAAAUGAGAAGCUCCGUAUCACUCUCGUGAAGUUCAGAACAGUUCGUCCAUCCCACCAGUCUUCGUCUUCGGCUGGUUGGCAGCCUCACUGUGAUUUUUUUCCAAGAAAUAAUUACAGCUUGUAACAACUCGAAUCGUUGUCACAUUCCUGCUGAUGUAGGGCUGAACAAACGAGAUAACAACAUGUUAAUUAGUAACCGUUUCCCCCUCCUUCCAAUCUUUAUGCUAAACUAAGAUAAUUGCCUCCAGGCUACAUCUCCGAACUCCGAGUGGUAUCGAUCUUCUUGUCUUAAAUCUUGGAAAUAAAGUAAAUAAAUCACUUGGAAUAUUUCCUUUUAGUAAAGUAGCAUCGUGUUGGCCUACCUCGUGAUAUUGUACUCUUGAUGCUCACAACACCCAGUUUACAAGAAACGUAAGAGAAGAAAAUAUAAAUGUAAAAAAUGUUCUUGCAGAUUAAAAUUGACUCCACUGCAGAUUGCAGUAUUCUUUCAUUUCAGUUUAAAAGUCUAAUCUCGCCUCUUGCUUCUCAGUCUUCCUCAGUGGAUGGAGGUUAACCAGUCGUCACACGAAGUAUAACGUGUCGAGGAAUCCCCACGUUUAAAAGCUCUUUAGUUUUAUCAGAUUUAAUCAUUCCAUACAGGAGUAAAGCACAGAAAUACGACGACUAACGUGACCGUCAACACAUUGUUGAGGAAAUUAACGUACUGCUGAUGGCGUCGACACAAGUGAAGGGAAGCUAACACACCGAGCGUCUAACGUUCUCAUUCUUCUGUUCGUUCUCCGGCGACAGACGUGUUUCUGUGCGUCUGUCUCACGGAAUAUUUAACCGAUAGCAUGUAGCAUAAUGUUUAUGUACUCUGCAUUUUGUAUCUACUAUAGUGACACGUGGUUAUGGAUGGUUUGUCCGUCAUUUGUUUGUGAUGUUUUAACACUAUUUUGUAUAUUUUUUUAUGACUCUGUUGCAUUUAUAAAUGUAUUUGGUUAUUGUUUUUCCCGCCCCGCGCUGUCGUGGACUCUAAGAUAUAAGGAGAGUUGAUUUAUCAUGGGUCAGAGAGGAGAUCCCUUUAAAUCUGUUGGUCUUUAACAAACUGUGUAACUGUGUAACUUUGACAAGCUGAUUCUGUUUGAAGUGCUUUACCCUUCAUGGCCCUCCAUCAGAUGCCUUUUGAAAAGAGCAGCCUCUGUUUGUUUUUUUUUAAGUUUGAAAUAGAAAAAACCUCCUCGCACAUGGGAAGUAUUUCAAAAAGCAGGAACUCAAGUCCCUCUGAACUGAGCUUGAAGCGUCAGUCGUGCUCAGUUGAAUGUGUUAAAGCCAUAUUCAGCCAUUCUCUGAGUCUAUUUUUGUUAUUUUAUUUUCACCUUUAUUUAAGUUUCGAUAGGUUGCAACCACCGAUCUGUGGCUCUGGCCGUCACCGCGUUGGUAGUCCUGCUUCUUCCGCCUCCCGAAUAAUCUAAAAAUCAGAAAAGAUGUUGAUCAUUUGCGUACCUAAGGCGCCUGGUUGCUCAAACAAGCCACCUGUAACAGCUCCCACCUGUCAAUCAAAGCGUCCACGCUCUUAAUCCUGCAUAACUUUAAGCCUUAAUAUAAUGUGAACA